Molecule: messenger RNA, 694 nt
Organism: Prorocentrum cordatum
Lineage: Eukaryota; Dinophyceae; Prorocentrales; Prorocentraceae
Source: the annotation of a GenBank genome assembly
CGGGCUGCCGCGCGCGCGAUCCGCAUGGGAUGGCGCUGGCCAGCGCGGCGGCCGAGCUGCUGGGUGCCGCGGGCCGCUUCCACGACCUGCUGGAGUCGGAAGGCGGCGCCGCCGCCCCCGGCGCGGCGGCGUUCGUCGGAGACAGGUUCGAGGUGCACGUGCGCACCUUGCAGGGGCAACUACUGGUGACGGUGAACCAGACAUUGGCCACCGCGGCCGACCCGUCCCCCCAGGGCGAGCCAGCGGCGGUGGGCUUCUUCAGCGACGCCGAUCUGCUCACGGAGCCCCAGGUGCUUGUCAUUCUCGUGGCGUCCCUCUUCGUGUGCGCCGUGCUCCACUUCGUGGUGCCGGUCCCGACGAAGGUGAAGCUUGCGGGACCUCGGCUCACGUAUUGGCGCAGGGUCGUGCGUGCCCAGCUGUACUACCUGGUGGCUGGCACACCAGGGGAGCAUGCAGGGAGGAGGGGGAGGAGCAGAAGCGUUUACCCGUGGCAGGGUGUAUCGGCUUUCUUCUAGCGCUCAGUCGCAGGAGCCUUGCCCGCAGAGUGGUAAUGCAUUUUAUUGGGCAUUUAGUUGCUUUCUGUACAGCCACUUGUUCGACAAGUGUGGGGCAUUUUAGGCUAGCGCUGAAGACUCAGUGCGGGUCGCACUCAUGCGGAUAUCUCGUGCUCAGGGAUGUGUGAUGUCGAUGUUGG